GAAGACAUGCUGUAUGAUCCAGGCUAAAAUGUGUGCAUCCAGUAGCUGUGUGGCAAGUGUGGGUGCUGCAUACCCCACAUGACUUGGUUGUUUUGGCUUGCAAGAGCCUCUGUCAAGUGUGGCACACUGUCUGGCACAGUCUACUCCCUAGUGUCUUGGUUAACGUGUCCCCAGCAUUAGGCUCUUAUUCUUCAUCGUUUUUUGAUUAUUGUGUUUGUUUUUUUUUAUUGUGGAAAACUUACUGCCUCUCCUUCUUCACCAGUCAAAGUUUCUUUGCAAGAUUUUUACUCAUUGUUUUGAGGAAAUGUUCACAUUGUGUGGCGUAUUGAAACUGUGAUUUUCAUUUUCUUAUGAAUGAAGUUGCUGUGUGAAAAGGUGAUGUGCAGUUUCCAUCCAUAGUCUGAAUUACCAGCAGGUAAUUAGCAGAAAUGCAUUCACUUGUACCUUGAGCUUUCUCACUUCUCUCAAGAUUUUACAAUAUUUACACACAACAAUUAAGUAAAAGGCAGAACAUUGCUUUCUGCUUAGUCAGUCAGUUAAGCCUUCCCCCCCAACCCCCCCUUACUGAGGCAAAAUGGUACUCGGUAAGGAAGAGAAAAGCCCGGAGGAGGUGAUGGAAGGAGGAGGUGAGGAAAAUGAACCCAUGAUAGACAAGACACUAGAGGUUCAGGUCGUGCCCGCACAGACAGAGGAGCUUGAAGUGGUGGUGGAAAAUCCGGAUAGUGCAAACCCCAUUAUAAAGACCAAAAUCAAAACUAAGGGCGUCAUCGAGGAGGGGGAUGGGCUCUACGAGGAACGUUCUACAUCCUCAGGAUCCGAUGAUGACCAAGGUAUAUCACUGCUGCAGGGGGAUGGAGAACCCGACCAAGGGGAGACAAGUCUCUCCAUCCUCAUGCAGGUUAUGCUUCCAUUCCUGGUUGCUGGUCUGGGUAUGGUUGGAGCGGGGCUAGUGCUCGAUCUGGUCCAGCACUGGGAGGUGUUCAAGGUGGUGAGCGAGCUAUUUAUCAUGGUGCCAGCGCUACUGGGUCUGAAGGGAAAUUUGGAGAUGACUCUAGCAUCUCGCCUUUCCACCCAUGCCAACUUGGGUCACCUUGACAAACGGGAAGAGUGCAUAUCCAUGAUAAUUGGCAACCUUGCACUUAUUCAGUGCCAAGCCAUAGUGGUAGGGUUCUUGGCAUCAGUCGCAGCAGUGGUAAUGGGCUGGAUCCCCGAGGGCCUCUUCGAUAUCAUCCACGCACUGCUGCUUUGUGCCUCAGCGCUUGUCACCGCCUCCCUGGCUUCAUUCAUCUUAGGUGUCAUCAUGGUUGGCGUCAUUCUGUUUUCACGUAAAUGUAAUAUUAAUCCCGACAAUGUAGCCACUCCUAUAGCUGCUUCACUAGGAGACUUGACUACACUUGGUCUCCUGGCUUGGAUUGCAUCUGUACUCUAUGCUUCUAAAAACACAGACCAGUGGCUCAGUCCUGUCAUAGUUGUUGGUUAUAUUCUCUCAUUACCACUCUGGGUAUGGUUGGCCUCACGUAACAAGCAUACAAAAGAGGUCCUGUAUUCUGGAUGGACCCCUGUCAUCUCUGCCAUGAUGAUCUCCAGUCUUGGUGGGCUCAUCUUAGACUACACUGUAAGUAGUUACAAAGGCAUUGCAGUGUUCCAACCUGUCAUCAAUGGUGUUGGAGGUAACUUGGUGGCCGUGCAAGCAUCACGCAUCUCGACAGCUCUCCAUGUAGCAGCUCCACUCGGGAAGAUGCCAAAGUUUGUGACGAAUCUAUGCAUCAACCCGAUUUCAGCAUUCUGCGCCAGGGUGGGUCACCCAAGAACGGCUCGCGUGCUGCUGCUCUUGGUGGUUCCUGGGCAUCUUGUCUUUAUGUACACCAUCUCCUACCUGAAGGCUGGCCACACGUCUCUCACACCCAUCUUCGUGGUUACUUACUUGCUGGCUGCUUUCCUCCAGGUGGCCAUCCUGCUGUACGUGGCACACGUGAUGGUCCACUACAUGUGGAAAGCUUCCAUCGACCCAGACAAUUCUGCCAUUCCUUACCUGACUGCCCUUGGAGACCUCCUGGGCACAGGGCUUCUUGCCAUGGCUUUCCACUUCUUGUAUGUUGUUGGUGACAGAGAUGCUGAUGUUGGAGACUAAGUCACAAAAGUCUUUAUUUUUUAUUUUAUUUUAUUUUGAUUUGAUUUUAUUUUUUCUCUUUCUGGCUUCUUUUUUUUUUUAAUUAAGUGACAAAUGAUCCUAUAUUAUUGUUGUGAUUAAGACAGGUAGAUAUUGGUGACAAUUUUUUUUUCUUUUCUUUCUUUUUUUGUAGCAUCAUAAAAUUAGGUGUAAUAGGUGCUAGUCUCAUUAAUGCUGUGUCUCGUUAUGCUGCAUGUUGUUAAUGUGUGUGUAUGAGUUGUGUUUUUGGGUUGUGAUUUCACCAGAUGAAAUAUUUGAUCUUUUUAUUUUAUUUUUUUUUAGAUUUAUUUAUUUCUUGUAUUUUUUUAGUACUUUUUCAUGCAGUAAAAUUUGCCAAAAAACAAGAACAAAAAAAUGUAGAGUUCAUAUUAGACGGUUUGCACAGGAUUUAGUGAUACAUCUUCCUUUGCUGAUGAAAGUCACGUGUUUGUAGAGGAUAUGUUCAUGGUUUGCAAGUAAUUGGUACAAAUUUGGUUCAGUGAUGUCAUAUUAUUCAACUUAUUUACUGUUAACUCUAUGUGUACUUCAGGAGAACAGGAUCGCUGUGACUCACCUUUACAUCGAGCUAGCGAUGUACUGCAUGAUUGAGUCGCGGCUUGUGAUUGAAUGGUUGUGCGUGCCUGUCUGUGGGUUUAGGUGUGCACAUGCAAGUAUUAGGUUUUCUCAUGUUUAUGUUACCUUAAUAAUGUUGCCCUUUGCAUAGGUUGUGCUUAUGUUUUUAUUUUUUGAAGAAAUUAUUUGACUUGUGUGAGUUUCCCAGAAGUUUUCUGAUUGUGAGGAUGGUUGGGGAUGCACCUUGGCUUGGUAUAGGAUACAAAAGGUUUUUGUUUCAAUAGUUGUUGAUACACAAAAUAUAAUGUAACCAUAUAUAACGCACAUUAUCUAUAUCAUGGCUAUUACCAUUUCUUAUGUCUCUUAGAUUUAAUGUAUUUUUUUUUAAAGUUUAUUAUUAUUUUUAUAAUUGUUAUUAUUUGUAUUUGCAUUUACUUAUUCAAUAUUAUAUGAACCAGAGUGUUUAAAUUUUUCAUUAUUCUGUUUGAGAAAUGUACUUAACUUUAAGGGAAGAAGGAACAUAUACACAGAAUUUAAGAACCUCAGUACAUCUGAACAUUGCUGGUUUGCAAGGAAUUUCUUUUUGUACUUUGGAUGUGCAAUACCUGUGAUACUAUAAAUAUCUGUUGAGGUAAUGAUCUGUAAAGUCUAGAAAUCAGAGGAUGUGUAAAAUUAUUUAUGUAUAAACACAGCACUACACACACGCACACAC
Penaeus chinensis is the source of this 3434-nucleotide messenger RNA. Its product is annotated as solute carrier family 41 member 1-like. Gene Ontology annotation, cellular component: plasma membrane. Gene Ontology annotation, molecular function: monoatomic cation transmembrane transporter activity. The coding region runs from base 575 to 2131 and encodes 518 amino acids. Gene Ontology annotation, biological process: monoatomic cation transport. The transcript has 9 exons. NCBI's taxonomy places the organism in Eukaryota, Metazoa, Arthropoda, Malacostraca, Decapoda, Penaeidae. The record is from RefSeq and is a predicted model, not a curated record.